Molecule: messenger RNA, 1610 nt
Organism: Moneuplotes crassus
Lineage: Eukaryota; Ciliophora; Spirotrichea; Euplotida; Euplotidae
Source: the annotation of a GenBank genome assembly
AUGUGUUUCUUUAGAAUAAAUAUAUUUGAAUUAAAACUCUAGAAAUAAAACCUCUGUUCUUGUCUGAACGAUGAUUCAUUGAUUUCUUUCUGAUUCAAUGACAUUAUAAAUUGUUAUUUUGGUUGCUAAACUUUAAAUUUUGCGCCAGGAUAUCUAUAAUUAUUUCUCAAAUAUAAAUUUAUAGAACUUUCUCCAGAAACAUCUGAUGAUAAAAAUUCUCCAAAUUUCUUUCUUCCUUCAAGCCAAGAGACCUCACUUGCUUCAGCUUCUCUUUGAGAUAAGAAGAAAAACUUUGUUCAUAACAGAAAAACAAAGCUAAAGGAAGCCUUAGCUUUAUCUCAAAAGCGAAAAGUUAAAAAUUCCAGCAAGAGUAAACAAAGAAAAAGAUCAAACUCAAAGUUAAGACAUAAACUGAAAAUGAUGAAAGCAUAUGGCUUAAAAUUCUCCAAGAAGAUCAGCAUGAAGAAUAAAAUUGAUAUAAAAGAUAUCAUAUCAAAACUCCGCAUUCCUUCACCCUCGAUGAGGACCACUUUUGGACACAGCAAAAGAACAUCUUCAGAGCAGAAAGCAAAUGAUGGCAUUGGUGAAGAUGAAGUCACUGCGAAAAUUGGAAAUUUUAAAAGCAGACUCAAGGAGAUAACAAAGAUUUACAGUAUUAGUUUUAAGAACCUUCCAGAAGGAGGCUCUUUCAAUUUAAAGAGGAAAAGUAUUCGUCCAACCUCUAGUUUUACUCAAAUUUUGCCUUCACAAAGGGAAAAUGAUAAAAGACCAAUCAACUAUAUUGAGAGAAACAAAAGAAUUAUAGUGACUCCUCCUACAACUGACCUAAAGGGAUCAAUAAUCGAUGCAUUUUCCCCGAUUACUACAAAGAAUACUUUCCCAAAACCCAAAGAGCAGAAAAAUUAUUCCAAAAGAGUCUUAUUAAAAAACAGGAGUUGUGAAGACAUUCCAAAAGCUGUAGAAUAUAAAGAAAGGAGCAUACCAAAACUAAAUAAGCUGAAGGCUGUGGCACAAGCAAAAUACCCCUCGACAAAGAAGGUGCCAAAGAAACUUACUCGCAAGUCUGGUUCUCUCAGAGACAUCACCAAAGAAAUCUCCAAGGAUUUUGAAGAAAUAACUCAAAAUAUCAAAAAGAGAAGAACAUCAGUAGAAAAUGAGAGGGAAAACGAGCCUUCCCAGAAUGAGUGGAUGAGCACAAUUACAUCCACUACUAACUACAAACUCAAGAUAUCUAGCCAACUUCCUCAGAUGAGUGUCGAGGACGAGAAGCAGGCAAACAUUCUCAAGUUUAUUUUUAAGAAAAACUUUGAAACUGAUGCGCCUAAAAUGAAAUAAAGCUUCUACUCUCAAUGGAUACUAUGAAAAGCUAAAGAAAGAGCAAGAUAAGCAUAAAGAAUGGGAAUUAGAGCAAAGGAAAGAGAUGAGGAGAAAUAAAACAGAUGAUAUGAAUGCCAAAGCUUACAAAGAUACUAGAUCAAGUACCCCAAGAAGACCUAUAUCCAUCAUUUUGCCAAAGAAGCCUCAACUGUUCAAAAAGACCUUCACCAUUUUUGAAAAAGUAUUCGACAGAAAGCAUACAUAAAGAAAUUCAAUAACUCUUAGAUUCAAUU